This is a messenger RNA of Stegastes partitus (bicolor damselfish), 423 nucleotides long. RefSeq names its product serine peptidase inhibitor, Kazal type 4 (gene spink4). Gene Ontology annotation, biological process: negative regulation of serine-type endopeptidase activity; spermatid development. The record is from RefSeq and is a predicted model, not a curated record. Lineage: Eukaryota; Metazoa; Chordata; Actinopteri; Pomacentridae. Gene Ontology annotation, molecular function: protein binding; serine-type endopeptidase inhibitor activity. The transcript has 4 exons. Bases 43 to 285 code for a protein of 80 amino acids.
UUGCUGGUAGCUGACAUUCAAAGUUACUCAUCCACCAACAACAUGACUGGGAGAGUUAUUUUUCUGGGACUUCUGCUCUUCUGUGUGGCUGCAGGUGCAGAGGAGAGGUCUCCACAUGAGAGAAGGCCUUCUUGUCUCGACAUGGCGGACAUCGUGGCGUGCCCUAUGAACCUGGCUCCUGUGUGUGGCAAUGAUGGAAACACAUAUCCCAAUGAGUGUACUCUGUGCGUCCAGAGUCGAAAAAUCAAGAUGGACAUUUACAUUGUGAAGGAGGAGAGCUGCUGACCUGCUGGUGAAGUCACCGCCAAGGGGCCCAGCGAGGAUCUGAUUAUCAAAGCAAAAAUUAUCUUUGGAAUGACGACUGGAUUCCAAAUGUCUUAAAUAUGCAUCAUUGCUAUGAAUAAUAAAUUCCAAUAAACAGCA